AUGGACUACGCUACUUUCUUACCGCAGCCGCUGCACAGGCUGAUGGCGAACGCCACCCCGCUGAUGUGCACCGUGAGCUUGCUGGUUGCCUACCCGAUCGUGACGACCUCUCUUCGCUACCGGCGGCUACGCAAGCUGCACAAGCGGUACCCUUACCGGACGCGCGAGUCCCUGGCCCAAAUGACCGAUGAAGAGGCCUUUCAGAUCCAAAAGACCGUGGCGCAACUGGAGUUCCCGUUUAUGUUCAUCAAGUCGCUCCAAUUUGCCUUGUUCAGAACCUACGGUAUCCCAACUAUCUCCCACCUCCUCACCAAAACCAGCCAAUUUUCUCACCCCGAGACCUCACUGAAGCGCUACACCGACACGAGCGCCCUUGUGCAAGAGAUGGUCGGCAACGCGCCGACCUCGCAGCGCGCCUACAUCUCUCUAGCACGCACGCGAUUCCUGCACAGUGGAUACCGCGCCUCGGGCAAGAUCCUCGAGUCUGACAUGCUAUACACGCUGGCCCUGUUCGCACUGCAGCCUAUCCGGUUCAUAGCCCUCUUUGAGUGGCGCGAGCUGAGCGACCUCGAGCGCUGUGCUAUUGGCACGUUUUGGAAAUCCAUCGGCGAUGGCUUGGGUAUUAGCUAUGAUGUCUUGCCGUCGGGGAAGGCGGGGUUCCGGGAUGGGAUCCAUUGGCUUGAGGAGCUGGGCGUGUGGAGUGACGCUUAUGAAGCGAAAGCUAUGGUUCCUGAUCCUAAGAAUCGGGAGACGGCUGAUCAGACUACCGCUGUGCUGCUUUAUAUGCUGCCCAAGGUAUUGCAUCCUGUUGGACUGCAGUUUGUCUCGUUUAUGAUGGAUGAUCGGCUGCGCAAGGCUAUGCUGUAA
Messenger RNA from Penicillium lagena, 867 nucleotides. RefSeq lists its product as uncharacterized. The transcript has 2 exons. Lineage: Eukaryota; Fungi; Ascomycota; Eurotiomycetes; Eurotiales; Aspergillaceae. The record is from RefSeq and is a predicted model, not a curated record. Gene Ontology annotation, molecular function: oxidoreductase activity. The coding region runs from base 1 to 867 and encodes 288 amino acids.